This is a messenger RNA of Harmonia axyridis, 2943 nucleotides long. It is a transcript of the gene Nedd4, whose product is annotated as E3 ubiquitin-protein ligase Nedd-4. Lineage: Eukaryota; Metazoa; Arthropoda; Insecta; Coleoptera; Coccinellidae. Gene Ontology annotation, biological process: ubiquitin-dependent protein catabolic process; regulation of dendrite morphogenesis. Bases 124 to 2748 code for a protein of 874 amino acids. The transcript has 17 exons. The record is from RefSeq and is a predicted model, not a curated record. Gene Ontology annotation, molecular function: ubiquitin protein ligase activity; protein binding; sodium channel inhibitor activity.
CAUGUGACAGACUAAUAUGAUAUGAAAGUGAAAUGUCAGAUGUGGAAAGUUAGUUCAUAAACUGUGAUAAUUUUUUGGAUUUGUUUUAAUUUAAAUCUAUUUUCGGAAACUCGUUUGUUUCAUAUGGCUUCAGAUAGAAUUUUUGGAUAUUAUCCUCAAGUAGGAGUUGAUGGAUAUACUGAGGAACCAACUAGUAAAGUUAGACUAAGAAUCAUAAGAGGUAAAGGACUUAUGAAAAAAGAUAUUUUCGGAGCAAGUGAUCCUUAUGUGAGAAUAGACUUGAAUACUAUUAGUGGAGAUGAAACUAUUGAUGCAGUUCUCACAAAAACGAAAAAAAAGACUCUUAAUCCUGAAUGGAACGAGGAAUUUAUAUUUGGUGUUAAACCAACUGAGCAUAAACUAAUACUGCAAGUAUUUGAUGAGAAUAGAUUAACAAGGGAUGAUUUUUUGGGAAUGGUUGAAAUAAGCCUAAUGUCAUUGCCUAAAGAGUAUGAAAAUCUAGUCAUUCCACCAAUUAAAUAUUUACUGAAGCCCAGAAGUGCCAGGUCAAGAGUCAAAGGAUAUCUGGAAAUUUACCAUGCAUUUCUUCCUGACAGUCCUGAAUUAGCUCCACCAUCUGGAGAAAGUUCAAUGGAUUCAACAGAAAGAGAAUGGGAAAUCAUACAUGAUGGAAGGGAAGAAAGUGCAGCUCCAAUAUUCACGAAUUCACCAACUGAAUCUCAAUUGGCGUUACCUGUUGGUUGGGAAGAAAGACAAGAUGCUAAUGGGAGGACCUACUAUGUAAAUCAUUUGGCUAGAACCACCCAAUGGGAGAGGCCUACUGUCAGUACCAACGUGGGCAUUCAACAAGAGGAACAGGAAGAGAGGGAGAAUAGUGAAGCCCGAAUAUUUCAGAGGAGGUACCAUAUAAGUGAUGAGCAGAAUCGUGAUCGUGGGGACACUACUAGCAUUGCAAGCCAGGUCGAUAAUCUGACCAAUGGAGAGACUGAUCCCAAUUUAAACGCGAUGGAAAAUUGCGAACAUGAAGAAGCCACAAAUCCUGUUACUUAUGAACAGCACAGCGAUUCUGAAUACAAUGCAUCUGCAGAGAGCAACGCUAGUACCAGGCGGGGUUCCGUUGAAUAUCCAGAGUUUAGGAUACAGUUGAAUACGGACGAUGGUGGGGAAAUGGGAAGCAACACAGAGAGUGAAGAUUUGACAGAUAGUGGUUCGACCAAUUCAUCUCGCAGAGAGUCAACAGAUUCCCAGACCAGCAAUACUCGACGAGCUACACUAGAAGCUUUGGGGCAAGGCCUUCCUCCAGGAUGGUCCGUACAGGUUGCGCCAAAUGGGAGGUUGUUCUUUAUUGAUCACAAUACCAGAACUACCUCGUGGGUAGAUCCAAGAACAGGAAGGGCGAGUCCCAUGCCUAAUCAACCUCAGGUACCAGUAUACAACAAAAAACCAGAUGAUGAUCUUGGUCCUCUACCAGAAGGUUGGGAAGAGAGAGUUCACAGUGAUGGAAGAAUAUUUUUUAUUGAUCAUAACACUCGAACAACUCAAUGGGAAGAUCCAAGAUUAUCAAACCCAGAGAUAGCAGGACCAGCUAUACCUUACUCUAGGGAUUACAAACGGAAAUACGAAUAUAUGAAGAAUCAGCUUAAAAGACCCACAAACGUGCCUAAUAAGUAUGAGAUCAAGGUGAGACGGAGAUGUAUAUUAGAAGACUCAUAUCGUGCUAUUAUGACCAAUUUACCAAAAGUGGAUCUUUUGAAAACAAAAUUAUGGAUUGAAUUUGAAGGAGAGGUUGGUUUGGAUUACGGUGGUCUAGCUAGAGAAUGGUUCUAUUUAAUAUCAAAAGAAAUGUUCAAUCCUUAUUAUGGGUUAUUUGAAUAUUCUGCAAUGGAUAAUUACACACUUCAAAUCAAUCCAUUUUCUGGUCUGUGCAAUGAAGAACAUCUUAGUUAUUUCAAAUUUAUUGGAAGAGUUGCUGGUAUGGCUGUAUACCAUGGAAAGUUGCUAGAUGCCUUUUUCAUUAGACCAUUUUACAAGAUGAUGUUGGCAAAAGCUAUUGACUUGAAAGAUAUGGAAUCAGUGGACUCUGAGUAUUACAAAUCGCUGUUGUGGAUAAAAGAAAAUGAUCCAUCGGAUUUAGAUUUGACUUUUUCAGUAGAUGAAGAUUCCUUUGGACAGACCUCUCUUCAUGAACUCAUUCCAGGUGGUGCUAACGUUCCUCUAGAUAACUCCAAUAAAGACGAGUACAUUAAAUGUAUCAUACAAUGGCGAUUUGUUGGAAGAGUACAAGAACAGAUGAACUCGUUUUUGGAAGGUUUCAGUGAAUUGGUGCCUUUGAACAUCAUAAAAAUUUUCGAUGAAAAUGAACUGGAAUUAUUGAUGUGUGGUAUUCAACAUAUUGAUGUGAAAGAUUGGAAAUACAAUACUGUAUACAAAGGAGAUUAUCAUGCCCACCAUGUUGUGAUAUUAUGGUUUUGGCGGGCUGUCUUAUCGUUUAGCAAUGAAAUGCGAUCCAGGUUACUACAAUUUGUAACAGGUACGUCAAGAGUGCCAAUGAAUGGAUUCAAAGAGCUUUACGGUAGUAAUGGUCCUCAGUUGUUCACAAUAGAAAGGUGGGGAACAACAGAUAACUUUCCAAGGGCACAUACAUGUUUUAAUCGUUUGGACUUACCUCCAUACGAAAGUUAUGCAACUUUGAAAGACAAAUUAGUGAAAGCAAUAGAAGGAUCUCAAGGAUUUGCUGGAGUUGAUUGAUUUGUUUUCCUUCAAACUUUUUGGAGUACACAUUAUUCUGUCCAUUCUAUUAUAAAAAAAUGUACCUUAAGAAAUUUUACAUCUCUUAUCAUAUUACUCAAUUGAAGAUAUGUAAUUUAUUUGAAAUAUCUUCAGGGAUCUUAUCUAUACACUUGUAUUAUGUGAUUGCUUAUGUAAAUAUAUGUUUUCAUUAUA